Molecule: messenger RNA, 782 nt
Organism: Ambispora gerdemannii
Lineage: Eukaryota; Fungi; Glomeromycota; Glomeromycetes; Archaeosporales; Ambisporaceae
Source: the annotation of a GenBank genome assembly
AUGCUUUCAUCAACACCAUUAAUCCCAAAAUAUAAUCAAUCAUUGAUCGAGUUACUAGAAAUUAUAGAAAAAGCGCGAGACUUAGAUGGGAAAUCUAGCAAUCCAUUAAGCUAUCGUCACGCAAUAGCGGCGUUAAAGGCAUAUCCGCGAGAAAUAAAAAGUGAAACCGAAGCAAGGCAAAUAAAAGGCACGAUCGAAGAAGCAGAAAAUUUGCUUAAUAGUGAAAGGUUCCUAGUAUUAAGCACUUUUUCACAAGUGUAUGGAGUUGGCUAUAAACCGCUCAAAUAUGGUAUAGCAAGGGUUAUAGGACCAUUGAUGAUGCCCGUGAAAAUCCUUAUCUCACUGAAGCUCAACGAAUCGGAUUGGAACUCUUUGAACAGUUUCAAAAAAAGUCCUGUAGAUCCAAAGUGCACACUUACCCCCGUUGGCGGUUAUCGACGUGGAAAAGAGUUCAAUGGAGAUGUUGAUGUGAUAGUAACUCAUCCUGUAGAAGAAGCAGCCACACAAUUGUUGCCACGAAUUAUUGACAAGUUGUCUCAAAAAGGAUAUCUGAAAUAUAAGAUGUGGCAUGGUCACACAGUUCCUAGGCAUAAGAUGUAUGGUCGUACGGUUCCAAAGCAUAAUAUCUUGGAUAAAUGUAUUUGUGCAUUUUAUCAUCCGAGUGCAAAACUUCAUCGGCAAGUGGAUAUUAUAAUUGCACCGCAUAGUCUUUAUCCCACUGCAGUGGUAGGAUGGACAGGAUCACGACAAUUUGAGCGAUCUUUCAAACUCUAUGCCUCAAG